GGAGGAGGCUUUCAAGGAGAGUGAAGGUGGAGAGGCAGGACUGUUCUGUCGGAGGAUGAUGACACAUUCUUAGUCAAGAACAACAACACUAAGAGGAUUGCGCCAAUGUUUUCCACGGCUCAGCAGAUGUUGCAGGACAGCCGCUCCAAGAUGAAGCUUCUCCGCUUGCACAUCAUCAAAGUGGCGCAGGCCCUAAGUGAACAAGACGACCAAGAAGCAAACACCACAACGAAUCAAGAGACGUCCAAGGCGGAUGUCCGCCUGGCUGAGCUGCGUCACUACACGCAGCGCGAGCACGACGCCCUGCGGCUGGCCGAGGACGUGCUGGCUCAAGUGGACGCCGUGUCCUCACCGGACCAUGAAGCUCGUUGGGAGGCUGAGAUGCGGCGCGACUACUCGUCCCAGCGCUUGCGUCUGCUGCGGGCGUCCGUGAAGGCGUGUCUGAGGGACGACAGCGGGAUCACGGAAGGUGGGAGCGACGCCCACUCGGACCCUGGUCCGUGCUCGGCGGCCAUCUUAUCCAGGCGACCCGCAGCGCUGACAGGAAGGUUGGAGGUCAGAUUGCUCGGAUGUGAAGAUUUGAUCUCGGCUGCUGAUGACACAACGUCUGAGGCGAGCGCCACCUUGAGGCUAGACGGCAGAGUGGUUGGCAGGACGCGCUGGGUUGCAGCGGGCAGGCUGUCCUGGGAUCAGACUUUCUGUCUUACGUUGGAGCGGUGUCGCGAGUUGGAGGUUGAGGUGUUUUGGCGGGAUGGCGGUAAGAUGUGCGCCCUGGGCUUCCUGCGCCUGGACCAGCUCCUGGAGCAGCAGAACCAGAGGCAGGAAGACCAAGACAACGGCCAGGCCGCUGCACUCGAGUGGCGUCUAGAACCCACAGGCCUCCUCCAUGCUCAGUUAAACUUUGUGGACACGGUGGUGGAGCGACAGCACAAACUACGACGCCAGCAAUGCAUCUUCACUAAAGAGAGAGGUAAGAACUUUCUGCGUGCGGCUCAGCUGAAUGUGAACUUUUCCACGUGGGCUCACCUGAUGCUGAGCGUGCUUCCCGGUUACGCCUCCUUCACCACUGACUCCGCCCCUCAGCCGUGCAAGUCACAGCCGCCGAGGCCGCCGAGGCCGCAGUCCCAACCGCCAAGUGGCAUGCCAACGAGUGUUGGUCUUUCUGGCCACCACGAGGCGACGCCAGAUGACGACGAUGCCUCACAUGGUGAUGAAACCUCGGAAACAAUUCAGCAACAGACGUCGUCCUUCAGCAGGAGAGAAGAAAGCCAAGGACACUCAGCCUCCGCUCUCAAGCUGCGCACGUCGGAUCUGCGCUACAUUUCCGUGCUGGGCAGAGGUCACUUUGGCAAGGUGCUGCUGGCCGAGAUGAAGUCCACGGGGCGCCUGUACGCCGUCAAGGCCUUGAAGAAGAGCGACGUGGUCAGGCGUGACGAGGUGGACAGCCUGAUGAGCGAGAAGCGGAUCCUGGAGCUGAUCAGGACGCUGCGUCACCCUUUCCUGGUGCAGCUGCACGCCUGCUUUCAGACCAGAGAGCACGUCUGCUUCCUCGUGGACUUCCUGCCCGGGGGAGACCUCAUGAUGCACAUACACAACCGAGCCUUCACGCCACAGCAGACCCGAUUCUACUCGGCCUGCGUGUUGCUGGCGUUGGAGUUCCUCCAUGUCAACCACAUCAUCUAUCGAGACCUAAAACUGGACAACCUGCUGAUGGAUGCCGACGGCUUUGUCAAAAUGACUGACUUUGGACUUUGUAAAGAAGGCAUCGGUCACGGGGACCGCACGUCCACCUUCUGCGGAACGCCAGAGUUCUUGGCACCCGAAGUACUGACCGACGACGAUUACACACGGGCCAUCGACUGGUGGGGGAUGGGCGUGCUCAUCUACGAGAUGCUGGUGGGCGAGUCGCCAUUUCUGGGUGAGGAUGAGGAGGAAGUGUUUGACAGCAUCGUCAACGACGAUGUGACGUAUCCGCCCUCGCUUCCGCCAGACGCUGUGGCAAUAAUUCAGAAGCUGUUGAAAAGGAACCCGCUGAAGAGGCUCGGCAGCGGAGAGAGAGACGCUAACGAGUUGAAAGGGGAGACAUUCUUUGAGGACGUGGACUGGGAUGCCCUCCUAGCCAAGCAAGUGUCGCCGCCCUUCCUGCCGUCCCUGAAGACGUCGGCGGACGUCAGCAACUUCGACAGCGACUUCACACGCCUUCAGCCCGUCUUAUCUCCGCCCUCCACACCCGGCAGCCUCUCGGCCCAGCAGCAAGAGGCCUUUGCCGACUUUGACUUCUGCGCCUUGCAUGGUUGACCCUUAUUUGCAGGCGACCAAGCGAUCCCCGAGCCACUUCCUGUCACCGCUUGACUGUGAUGAGUGCCGCCCACUGCCGUGACCGCACAGGAUGACUCCCAUGACUCCUGCAUGGUACCUGGUUAGCUUUGUUUCAAAAUAGCAAUUAAAAAAGCCAUAGAAAUGCUAAUAGAGCCAUACUGCAAACUAGAAAGUCAUUUAAUCAUCAGAGUACACAGCUGACAUGCUCAAAUUUCAAAUAUGUCAAAUGUCGACAUUCCUCGUGAUGGUCUCGGUAUGCCAAAAAAAAAAAAGGGGUAACACGGGAAGGAACCUAGCUGACUGUUAUAAACUGCUAUUAAUGCUACAUGUGUGAAUAAACAAAUGACUGUAAACGACAACAC
This is a messenger RNA of Syngnathus acus (greater pipefish), 2681 nucleotides long. RefSeq names its product serine/threonine-protein kinase N2-like. The record is from RefSeq and is a predicted model, not a curated record. Gene Ontology annotation, biological process: protein phosphorylation. Gene Ontology annotation, molecular function: ATP binding; protein serine/threonine kinase activity. NCBI's taxonomy places the organism in Eukaryota, Metazoa, Chordata, Actinopteri, Syngnathiformes, Syngnathidae. Bases 106 to 2298 code for a protein of 730 amino acids. The transcript is spliced from 20 exons.